Molecule: messenger RNA, 2014 nt
Organism: Daldinia vernicosa
Lineage: Eukaryota; Fungi; Ascomycota; Sordariomycetes; Xylariales; Hypoxylaceae
Product: putative toxin biosynthesis protein
Exons: 1
Coding region: 531-1844 (437 amino acids)
Source: RefSeq, a predicted model, not a curated record
CUAUUGUGUGCAUAAACAGAUCGAUCCUUUGAUCAUCACAACCAUUAAAUCGGUAGGUCGGCUCUGCGUAUUAUAUUUAGACGUAUACUCGCAACUUUAGAUUUCCUUGUAUGCAAGUCUAGUAUACAGUCUAAUCCAGUUGGGUACUGGCUAAUAAUUUGUCUCGAUUUGUUGUUUCUUCCUCUUAUAGUUAAGAGCAACAUCUAUCCCGACGUUCUUGGUUUGGGAGCUUAUAAAAGACAGCCUCGGCUAAAUAUAACAACACCUCAUUGACGGCAAGAUAUUGGAUGAGACUCCAUUUAGAUGCUUCAAUUCUUCUAUCACAACCAAAAGCUCGUUCCUUGAUGCUCUCAGUCAUAUCAGUACAUUCCGCCGCUUAUUAGAGCCGAGUCUUACUAGACCUCCCAUCCUCUUAACCAACCCUCCCAAGAGGCCAACAGCUACCUAAGUCAACUAGACAUUAUACCCAUACAUUAUACCUAGACACUCAUACACUCAUACACUCAUACACUCACUCACCACCACCCACCAUGGCAACACCCUUCCCCUUCCACAUAACCGAACACACCAUCCCCUCCCAACACAUCCGCGAAUUCCCCCGCGCAACAUGCACCUCCCAAGAAGACAUCCUCUACAUCAGCAUCAAGCAAUACACCCCCAUCGACAACCCCACCCCCCAACCCGGCGACGUAACCAUCCUCGGCGCCCACGCCAACGGCUUCCCCAAGGAGCUCUACGAGCCCCUAUGGGCCGACCUCCACGCCCGCUCUAAACGGCACGGCUUCCGCCUCCGCGGCAUCUGGAUCGCCGACGUCUCCAACCAAGGCUACAGCGGCCAGACCAACGAGCGCGCCCUCGGCAACGACCCCUCCUGGCACGACCACGCCCGCGACCUCCUGCACCUAACCAACGUCUUCCGCGCCUCCAUGCCCCGCCCCAUCGUCGGCGUGGGCCACUCCUUCGGCGGCGCCGUCCUGACCAAGCUCUCCCUGCUGCACCCGCGGCUCCUAACGACCAUAGUCCUCCUCGACCCCACCGUAGUCGAGUUCACCUUCCGGCGCUCCGGCCCCGGCAAAUCCCCCGCCCGCGCGUCUACCUUCCGCCGCGAGACCUGGCCCUCCCGCGCCGCCGCCGCCGAGUCCUUCCGCCGCAGCCCCUUCUACCGCGCCUGGGACCCCCGCGUCCUCGACGCCUGGGUCGCGCACGCCCUGCGCGAGACGCCCACCGCGUUAUUCCCCGACCCGGAGAAGAAAGACGGCGGCGCGACGCUGCGCACGACCAAGCACCAGGAGGUGUUUACCUUUUUCCGGCCUCUGUGGCCCUACGUCGACCCCGUAACCCGGGAAGUCGACCGCGACGGAGCCCCGGAUUUCGACCCGGAUGUGCAGCAUCAACUUCGGGAUCCAACCAGCGUGUUCCCCUUCUACCGGUCCGAGGGAGGUAGUAUCCUCAAGCAUCUCCCUGAGGUGCGGCCGUCCGUGCUCUGGGUCUUCGGUGGAGACAGCGAGCUAGGCGCUCCGGAAGGCCGCAAGUUGAAGACGGAAACCUGUGGGAUUGGAAGUGGGGGCAGCGGUGGUCUUAAGCUAGGACGGGUGGACCAGGUUGUCUUGGAGGGCCGCGGCCACUUAUUUCCGAUGGAAAUUCCGGAUGAAUGCGCAAAACAUGCAGCAGCGUGGAUAGGAAAAGAGAUGGUGCGCUGGCGAGAGAAGGAGCGCGAGUACGAGGAGUGGGUUAAGUUGCCAAUGAAGGAGAAGACGACAAUGAGUGAGAAGUUCAUAGAUAAUGUUGGUCGUCCACCACCGAGGAAGAGCGGAUCUCUAGCUGGUUCGGAGUCAAAGUUAUAGAAAUAAAGUCAUCGUGUUUAAUGUAGACUAGAUUAUUUUCCAACACUUUGGCCGGGUAGGAUUUAAGAAGAAAAAAAGUAUAUACCUUAAACGAGCAUUGUAUUAGCUAUAGAUAUCGAGGAUUUCAUUAUUAGGACUUAUCACACAAGACCAUAAUGGUAGCAAAGUAG